AAAUAAGGGCAGUCAAACGAAAAUUACCAACCGACUUUUAUAUUUUCCAUAAAUUUUAUACUACUCGAGAUGGAUUGUGACAAUUCGAGUUUGGAGGAGAAGCGAGAACGCGUUGACAAUGCAAUCCUAACCGCCAUGGAGGAUCUGGAUCGGGAUUAUCUGCGCAAAUUGCAGAUCGAGAUGCACAGAUGUGCGACCGCCUGUUGUGCGGAUGCGGACGCGAAUGCGGAGGCGGUGGAGCGGUGCAUCGAUCGCUGCCAAAUCCGUUUGACCCGAUCACGCUGCUUCGUACAGCAGGGUAUAUCCGAUUUUGAGAAUCGCCUAGAGAAGUGCAUCCAGCAGUGCCGCCUCAAUGGAUCCGAUUAUAGCUUGGAACGUUGCACCAGCAACUGCGUGGAUAGCCAUGUGGGAUUGUUGCCCGAAAUGUUUAGGGCUAUGCGAGAUACCCUGGAGAAAGGUGUUUAGCAAAACAGAACACUUAUGGUUUGAUUUAAUUAAAAUUAUAUUCGUUGGAUUUAAACAAAAAUGUCUUAAUUUAUAUUAUUUUAUAUUAUAUUUAUUAUUCAAAAAUUCAUUUAAAAAAUAUCAUGGACUGUGAACCACCGAUUUCCUUAAAUGCCAUCAAACACCUCUUAAUUGCUAAAUAGCGACUUAAUUAAUGCCAAACGGCAAUUAGUAAUCUAACACCAGUCGCCAAUCGGCCGAGGAAAUGUUUAUUGAUUUAUUUACUAAUUUAAUCGAUUAUGCUGCAAUUUUUGGUGACCCAAAAACAUGCUUUUUAUAAAGCAAUUACGAGACCU
Molecule: messenger RNA, 800 nt
Organism: Drosophila melanogaster (fruit fly)
Lineage: Eukaryota; Metazoa; Arthropoda; Insecta; Diptera; Drosophilidae
Exons: 1
Coding region: 70-465 (131 amino acids)
Cellular component (GO): mitochondrial intermembrane space
Source: RefSeq, marked reviewed